AUGUUUUCCUGGGUGUCUGCUCUCCGGAGGGAGCAAAGCGCAGGGCUGUCUAGCAGGCUAUACACGCUGUCUGACAUGGCCGAGGAGCGCCUCGCUCAGCAGAAGGCCUCAGGGUUCACACGAGACUCUAACGAGGUGCACAAAGGUCUGACUGCUUACGAGGCGGCACUGAAAAUUCGGGAGCAACACGGGGUUAAAGAUGAGGGACAAGAACUAGAGGAGAAGGGCAAAGAACAGAAGCAGCGAGGCUUGAGAGAGCAACAAGAAACGUCAGAGAUCCUCGAACUCCAGCGAAUGCUUCCUGAGCUGCUUCAGCGGAAAAGAUUCAAAGAGGCAGAGGGUGCGAUCUGCUGCUUCCUGGAUAAGAACCCUCGCAACGCAGACGGCUUUGUGCUGCUGGCCGAGACUUACGGACACCAACGCAACCAGAUGGGAGCCCUUUCUGCUCUCUGGGGAGCCAUUCACAAUUGCCCUGGCAAUAGACGUCUGCUGCGGCUCCUGGCUCAAUACGAGGAAAACUUCUUGAUGGAGCGAUGCGAGCUGCCCCUACUGUUCAAGGUCAAGGCCCUGCAAGUUCCAGAGAUGACAGGCUCUUUGGCACACAAGGGAACAGCUGGGAAAGCUGUAUCACCUCUAUUUCAUCCUCAGGGGGCCCCCGUGAUGAUUGUGCGACAGAACGGACAGACAACGGCCUUCGCUAACCGCCAGCUGAGCCCUGGGGACCUAAUAUUUAGGGAGAAGCCAUUUGUUUGUACUCCUUUGCUGCUUGAGACAGGCCAGAUUUUUAGCACAUGUUUUCACUGUCUCCAGGAGCGCGAGGAUCCUAGAAAGGCUUACUCAUGCCCCGUUUCUCCCCACACCUGCCCGUUUGUGUUCUGUUCGUGGAACUGUCUUAUGCGGAAUGCGAGGUUGCAUGCCAUAGAGUGUACGUGCAUGCCAUUAAUGUAUGCAAUGGCAAAGGAGUCAGGCUUCAUGGUCACUUUCGUGCUGCACCUCUUCAGGAUCCUAAUCAAGGCUUCCCUGCAGCGGGAGACACAAGUGGCGCGAAGCGGGAAAGAAGCGGGAGCCGCGGCCGAUACAGACAUGGCAACUCAGCUGUUCGCUCUGAACUCGCACGAAGAAGCCGUACGAAAGGGCCAGCCAGAGUUAGUUAAGAAAUUGCAGGUGCUCGUUCGGCGCUUGCAGCAGAAUGUGCCCCCCAACUUGUUGCUGUAUCUCACUGAGAAAGAACUCAUGCACGUGGCUUUGGUUGUUCUGCAGUACUCCCCGUUUGUUUCAGCCACAUCCGCAGCAGCAGCUGUAGAGCGCAGGAACGCAGAGUGUACCCUGGGGCGAGUCUUUGCCCCAGCAACAGCACUGCUUCACCACAGCUGCGUGCCAACAGCAACCGUCAGUUUGCAAGAGGACGGCCAGUUGGCAGUGAGGGCUAUAACUUUUAUUCCUGCAGGUGGAUAUAUAUGUGUUUCUGCUGAGGCAGACCUGUUCAAGUCGCAGAAGGAACGCAAGGCAGUGGAGUCAUUUCCUAGAGUCUUCGGCUGUGGUUGCAUCCGCUGCAAGGAGAACGACGAGGGAGGACGGCUCCUCAGAGGCAUACGCUGCUUCAAGUGUGUCAGGGGAUUCCUGUGCCCCUCGAAAGGAGGGAAUAUGUUGGCCCGUCUCAAAGCUUAUGAAGAUAUUGGAGCUUCCGUAGGCGAGAGGGUCAGUGCGGUUAAGGUGAAGGCUGAGAAAAAAGUUGCAACAGCGGGCGGUGGGGACAGUAGGGAAAGGCUCCUCGGAAAGGCAAAGGCAAAAUGCACGGGGGGACGGCGGCUUCCGGCAACUUCUGCAGCGUCUUUAGAGGAACAGUGGCUUUGUAACUGCUGCGGGCUAACGGACACCAAGGUUUCAUUAACCUGCGCAAGCAUCGAGAGGGACCUCUUGCAGAGACAAUCGGAAGCUGACACGCACUUGAUCAAGGGGUCUCAGCAGCUUGCAACUCGAAUCUAUGGUGACCUCGUGGACCAUUACAGCAGCAAACUGCAUCCUCAGCAUGCUGUCCUUUUCAAUGUGAACACUAUUCUCGCGGGACUCUUGGCUACAAAAGGAGGCAAGGACGUGCCAUUGGCUCUCAUUCUCCUUAGGAGAGCUGGGAUGGCAGCGGAGACGGUCCUACCCGCCACAUCCAUGACUAAGGCGCACCUUUACCUGAAGCUCGCAGAACUCACGUACAAGGCGAUGCAGCUGGAGAAGCAGUGCCGCCGUGGACCUUCCGUCCCUUCCGAGAAGAUCAUGGAGCCUCUAUUUUGCGCUUUGUCCAACUGUGUAGCAUGCAUGGGCAGCGAUGCGAGCCUAUCAGUGGUUAUGAGUCUUCGACUCCGUCGAUUCGCUGCGCUUCUUGGCGUGUGUACGCCUCCCCUUCUCCAGGUUCCCAUCGUGCGCACAGAAGAUGUGUUCGUUGCCCUCUACAGGGCUGCAACCAAUUCAAGGGCCGCUAGCUCAGAGCAAAUCAAGGAGCACUUCUGCCGCGACCCGAUGUCUGUGGCUGUGGCCCUCCUGCGCCGUGGGCUUCACUUUCCACUCGCUUUGGAGUUGUUUAGAGCGAUGAAAGGCACGCAGCACCUACCCACUGGCCUGAGCCUUCUUGGGCUUGCUUGUCUAUAUUCUAAGGAUGCGAUUGUUGGCCAUUUGCUGAAAAUGGGAUACGACCUGUUUGCCAAAUCUCCCUUGGGAAUGACUCCUCUUUUGGCAAUGUGUGCUUCGCGCGAAAGCGGGCUUCCCUUUCAAAAUUGGGAGAUCAGUUCUGAUCGCUCUGCCUCCAAAGCCGCAGAAGAGACAGCAGCGGGCACAGACGUAGCGCAGCUGGCGAUCCUAAGGUUGAUGCUGCAGCACUGCGAUUCGUUGGACGCAGCCAAUACUGGAACAGGAUCUCUGCGAGGUCUUGGAAAUAAGACCUUGUCAAAGGGUAAAUUAGGGGCUAAUGGGAGCCCCAGAAAAGAAGACAUCAGCGUCAGCCGUACGCCACCUCUGUCUUCCUUAUGGGGUCUCAGCAGAAAACGGUUAUUGUCCGCAUCAUCCCAUCGGUUUCUAGGGAGAAGCUACCCACUUCACUUUGCUGCCAGCAAUGGGAAAGCUCGCCUUUGCCGGCAGCUGCUGGUGGCUGGAGGCGCAGUAGAAGCCUUGAAUGCGGAGAGCGCCACUGCGCUACACCUGGCCUGCGUAGCUGGGGAUCCUGAGACCGUCAGGGUGAUGCUAGAGCACGGAGCAAACAUCAAUGCAGCCACGCUUACUGGAGAGACGCCCCUUGUACUUGCUGCCUAUUGGCUGCAAGAUGCUGUUUUCUCUGUACUUUUGGAAAAGGGAGCUAACUGCAACAUUGUAACGAAGGAUGAAGGCAUGACGGUACUGCAUGCAAUAGCGGCGGGAGUGCUCAGGCAGACAAGGCCUCUAUUUAGGGGACUCGCCUGGGAAGGAGACCUUGCUGCAAUUGCCUUGCACGGGCUCUCUUUGGAGUCCGUUGCGAGAGGCACGUACACUCUAAGUGGCUCGAGCCUGAUCCCUGAAGAGGCUCCGGUGGAUAUACGGAUUCCUUCUUCGACACUUGAAGGUAACGACAUCUUUCUCUUCCCUGGAGAACUAAUGCGGAGGGUGCAAAAGGCCCAGGGAAUGCUCCUCUUACUGCUGUCCCAUUGCGACUCCUGUACCUACACCCGGCACACACGCAAGGGCUUCACCGCAGCGGAACUUCUGCUGCACUGUUGGGAGAACUUUCAGAGGCGGAGGCGCAAGCUGUUGGAGCAAGGAGACCUUCGUUUUGCCCACCUCACCGAUGAGGAGAGGAGACAAGUGGAAGAACGAUGGCGCUUUGUUCUGCAUGAGAUCAACGUGUUGAAGGAUCUCCUCAGGCUGCAUCACACCGUCAGCGUUGAAACUGCCAACCCUGGGGAUCUUACCCCGAGGGAUGAUCAACUGAGGGAGAUGAAGCAACGAAAGCUCCUCUCACAAGCACCCUGGUGCUUCGCUGACGAAAUAGCAAAGGCUGCAAGUGGGGCUAGGAGCAAGGCGGCUUCUGUAGCGACAGGCCCCGAUGGUUGA
This is a messenger RNA of Eimeria necatrix, 4071 nucleotides long. RefSeq names its product ankyrin repeat-containing protein, conserved, putative. NCBI's taxonomy places the organism in Eukaryota, Apicomplexa, Conoidasida, Eucoccidiorida, Eimeriidae. The coding region runs from base 1 to 4071 and encodes 1356 amino acids. The transcript is spliced from 5 exons. The record is from RefSeq and is a predicted model, not a curated record. Gene Ontology annotation, molecular function: protein binding.